AUGAAAACUUCACCAGCAACCAGCAGUCAAAAAACCAGCAGUGAUUUCCCACGUAUUGUUCCAAAGUUUCCUCCAGAGGUAACCCCGAAGACUUUGAUACAGAAAGCAAUUGUGAAAUACAAGAGUCUUGGACAAACGUCAAGGAUUCCAAAUGCGUUUAUUGCUUAUCGUGUAGCUUUUUGUAAAGAACUUCGUUCGAUGAAGCAUCCAGUUAUUACGCAACCGCAACUUUCAUCGAUGGCUAAACAAAGCUGGCUGAGUGAACCGGAAGAAGUACGAAAGGAAUAUCAAAGAAUCGCAUUAGAGGCUAAAGAUUUAUAUAAACAUCUUGUUCGUAUGAAUUUACCAGCGAGAUUAGAAAAAGAGAAAAAUUUGCAGCUUCAGUCACAAAAACUAAAUAGCAAUAAUAACAGUCAGUUUAUUCGAGUAGAAACUCCCGCAAGUCCAUUGCAAUCAUUGCAAAGUUCUUCCGUAUCUGAAACAGAAGAUUAUGUCGAUCAAAUAACCAUCCCUUCAUCGAACUUUCACUCGUCAGUCGAUGAAAACGAACAACCAAUAGUGGGUCAUGAAAUUUCGCCAAUUUAUAACUAUUCUCCAACUUUCAACAUACCAACUUAUACAAGCACAUUUUUCACAUCACCACCACCGUUAGAAAAUGAUUUCACUUACGAAACAUCUUAUUUUGCGAAUCCGUUUCAGCCAGAAAUUAAUUCAUUAAAUAAUUAUAACCAAACGCAAAUGUCUUCCUCGAUACCUUCUUUUUUUUCGACGAAUUACGAUUUUAUUGAUCAACUUGGAUCAUCGAAUUAUAUUAAAGAAACUACAAUUUCAUCGAAUAUUUCGAAAAAACAACAACAGAGUUUACCGACUUCGUCUUCAUCAUCACCAAAUGUGUGCGACUGUUGUAAAAACGAAAAUACUGUUCUGAAAAAUCGUGUAAAAGAGCUCGAAUCUCAAUUGGCUUUAUUGACUAGCGGUCAAAGUCAAGAAAAAACAGCCUAA
Ambispora gerdemannii is the source of this 1002-nucleotide messenger RNA. The record is from the annotation of a GenBank genome assembly. NCBI's taxonomy places the organism in Eukaryota, Fungi, Glomeromycota, Glomeromycetes, Archaeosporales, Ambisporaceae.